Salarias fasciatus (jewelled blenny) is the source of this 2719-nucleotide messenger RNA. RefSeq names its product integrator complex subunit 11 (gene ints11). Gene Ontology annotation, biological process: snRNA processing. The transcript is spliced from 17 exons. NCBI's taxonomy places the organism in Eukaryota, Metazoa, Chordata, Actinopteri, Blenniiformes, Blenniidae. Gene Ontology annotation, molecular function: RNA endonuclease activity. The coding region runs from base 343 to 2148 and encodes 601 amino acids. The record is from RefSeq and is a predicted model, not a curated record. Gene Ontology annotation, cellular component: nucleus.
GUACUUCCAAAAUAACUGUUUUUCUUCCUUCAUUUUCAGGGCUGCCUAAUUGGCUCGCUAAUUCAUUCAAGAUUUGCAGAAAUAAUAUAUUUAAGACCUUAAAUUUAACGUUGUGUUCUACAUGCAAUUACAAUUACAGAAAAAGUAGUUUAUCACAUAUUUACUUUUCUUCUGGAGACCAAGACCGGAAAUUAGCCAUUAGCGGCUAGCUUGACUGCUAACUCCGAAUCAGGCGCAUGUCUCAUAAGUUACACGAAAUAAAUCUUUAUAGCAGAUUAGAUAUUUUUGGACGUGCAGUUUUAGCUCCGCUGCUGUGGUCUCCCGCCUCCCGAAUGAGGAAACAUGCCUGAAAUCAAAGUAACGCCGCUCGGAGCUGGUCAGGAUGUUGGCCGUAGCUGCAUCCUUGUGUCCAUCGGAGGCAAAAACAUCAUGCUGGACUGCGGGAUGCACAUGGGAUACAAUGAUGAUAGACGCUUCCCAGACUUCUCCUACAUAACUCAGAAUGGACGUCUGACGGACUUCUUGGACUGCGUUAUCAUCAGCCAUUUCCACUUGGACCACUGCGGCGCCUUGCCCUACAUGAGUGAGAUGGUGGGCUAUGAUGGACCCAUUUACAUGACCCAUCCCACCAAGGCCAUCUGUCCCAUCCUGCUGGAAGAUUUCCGCAAAAUCACCGUCGACAAAAAGGGAGAAACCAACUUCUUCACCUCGCAGAUGAUCAAGGACUGCAUGAAGAAAGUGGUUCCUUUGAACCUCCACCAAACUGUGCAGGUGGAUGAUGAGCUGGAGAUCAAGGCGUACUAUGCAGGCCAUGUCCUGGGAGCUGCCAUGGUGCACAUCAAAGUGGGAUCCGAGUCUGUGGUUUACACCGGCGACUACAACAUGACGCCAGACAGGCAUUUAGGUGCGGCGUGGAUCGAUAAAUGCCGUCCAGACAUCCUCAUCUCAGAGUCGACUUACGCCACAACCAUCCGCGACUCGAAGAGGUGCCGAGAGAGGGACUUUCUGAAGAAAGUGCACGAAUCAAUAGAAAGAGGUGGAAAGGUUCUCAUUCCGGUCUUCGCCCUCGGACGAGCACAGGAACUCUGCAUCCUGUUGGAAACGUUUUGGGAGCGAAUGAACCUGAAGGCCCCAAUCUACUUCUCCACCGGCCUGACAGAGAAGGCUAAUCAUUACUACAAGCUUUUCAUAACCUGGACCAACCAGAAGAUUAGAAAAACCUUUGUACAGAGAAAUAUGUUUGAAUUCAAGCACAUCAAGGCCUUUGAUCGCUCAUACGCUGAUAAUCCUGGACCUAUGGUGGUGUUUGCCACGCCGGGUAUGCUGCACGCCGGCCAGUCUUUGCAAAUAUUCAAGAAAUGGGCCGGCAAUGAGAAGAACAUGGUAAUCAUGCCUGGAUAUUGCGUGCAAGGAACAAUCGGUCAUAAGAUCCUUAAUGGGCAGAGAAAACUGGAGAUGGAAGGAAGAGCCACGCUGGACGUGAAGCUGCAGGUGGAGUACAUGUCCUUCAGCGCGCACGCGGACGCUAAGGGCAUCAUGCAGCUCAUCCGGAUGGCGGAGCCCCGCAACAUGCUGCUGGUGCACGGCGAGGCGGCGAAAAUGGAGUUCCUCAAGGGCAAAAUCGAGCAGGAGUUCAGUAUAGACUGUUACAUGCCAGCCAACGGAGAAACGGCCACCGUGACCACAAACCCCAGCGUGCCCGUGGAUAUUUCACUCAAUCUGCUGAAGCGGGAGAUGUCUCUCGGAGGGCCUCUUCCCGAUCCGAAGAAACCUCGCACCAUGCACGGGACCCUCAUCAUGAAAGAAAAUAGCCUGAAGCUGGUGUCGUCGGAGCAGGCCCUGAAGGAGCUGGGCCUCAACGAGCAUCAGCUGCGCUUCACGUGCCGCGUGGCGCUCCAGGACCCGCACAGCGACCCCGACACACUCCACAGGAUCUACACACACCUGAAGAGUGUGUUAAAAGGUUACGCCGUCCAGCAUCUCCCGGACGGCACCGUCAUGGUGGAGUCCAUCGUCAUCAAAGUCUCCUCCUCCGCCGAGGACCCCAACACCAAAGUCCUGCUGCUUUCCUGGAGUUAUCAGGAUGAAGACCUCGGGAGCUUCCUGUCGUCACUGUUGAAAAAGGGGCUUCCGUCUGGAUUGUGCUAAAAUGGACUUUUCCUUCAAAAACUUGUAAAUUUACAUUGAAAUUUUCUUUCAAAGUAUAUUUUCAGGCUCCAAACUCCCUCCCAGUGGACACCACUGCCAGUGCUCCCACUCAGUGUUUCUGGCAGUCUUCACAUGUUGAAUGUUCCCUGUCCCUCAUCCUGAUUGGUCUCUUUCAAGAAAAACAAAGAACCGACACUGGAGAUCUUUUUUGAUAUACAGCGUUAAUUUGAAUAAAUAUUUUUACAAAAAAGCUUCAUUUUUGCAGUAGCUGGAGCCAGUGCUAUUUUUCUACAUUUAUUUGUCGUGGGCAGAAGCAUCUUUGUUGCAGCAGUUUCAUCCAGAUAUCUGUACUUUAUUGUAUUUCUGACAAGAUUUUACAUUUGAACACAUAUCUGUCCAUUCUUCUCUUCUUACUAUUCUUAACCUCUUCGGAAAUGACUCAGAGCUAUAUUCACACUGAAGCUGCAACUGGUGAUAAAUUAAGGAGUAGUCUACUUUAACAGUGGUUGGACUUCAGCCACUUCCUGUUAGAAACUGAAACUCUUAAAUAAAACUUUUUUUUUUUCCAAUA